Prorocentrum cordatum is the source of this 475-nucleotide messenger RNA. NCBI's taxonomy places the organism in Eukaryota, Dinophyceae, Prorocentrales, Prorocentraceae. The record is from the annotation of a GenBank genome assembly.
GUACUUCUUCUCGCAGCUGCUGUACAGGCGCUUCAAGUCUAACAUGCUGGUCAACCUGCUCGGCCAGUGGCAGGAGCAGGACUACGGCGGCCAGUCGAUCCCCGUGGGAGGCCUGGCGUACUACAUGUCCCCGCCCCGCAACGUUUCCGACAUCUGGGAGGAUCCCCUCCAUGCCCUCUUCUACGUGGCAUUCGUGCUCCUCUCCUGCGCCCUCUUCUCCAAGACUUGGAUCGAGGUGUCGGGGUCGUCCCCGCGCGACGUCGCGAAGCAGCUGCGCGACCAGCAGAUGAUGUUCAAGGGGCACCGCGAGAGCUCCCUCGUGCAUGUGCUCGAGAUGUACAUCCCCACGGCGGCCGCCUUCGGCGGCAUGUGCAUCGGCAUGCUUACCAUCGUCGCAGACUUCCUGGGUGCCAUCGGCAGCGGCACGGGAAUCCUCCUGGCCGUGACCAUCAUCUACCAGUAUUUCGAGAUGGUG